AUGGCCCUUCUCUCUCUCCUUCCGAUCCUCCUCCUCCUCCCAUUUCCCACCGUCUCCGCCGUCGGAAUAAACUACGGCACACUUGGCAACAACCUCCCUCCACCCAAAAAAGUCGCCCAACUCCUCCAAGCCACCCUCAUUGAUAAGGUCAAAAUCUACGAUACCAACCCUCAAAUCCUCCAAGCCUUUUCCAACUCCGGCAUCGACGUCAUAGUUGCCGUCGAGAACAACCAUGUCGCUAACAUAAGCUCCACCAAGUCUGUCGCCGAGGACUGGUUCUCCGCCCGUAUCGCCCCAUUCAUCCCCGCCACCUCCAUUGUCGCCAUUGCCGUCGGUAACGAGUACUUAGCCACCGAUGACGAUGACAUGGACCCUAAUUCCCUUAUUCAAGCCAUGCAAAACCUCCAUGAAGUUUUGUUAUCCCGUGGACUUGACCGGAAAAUCAAGAUCACCACCCCACAUAGCAUGGCGGUGUUAGCCACCUCAUUUCCGCCAUCUGCCUCCACCUUCGCCACCACCCUCAUGCCGACAAUGACCUCCAUCGUCGCCUUCUUAGCUGACACCGGCUCACCCUUCAUGGUCAACGCCUACCCUUACUUCGCUUAUCGCGACAACCCCACUACGGUCUCACUAGAAUACGCCCUGUUCGGGAACGCAACUGGGGUCCACGACCCCAAAGGAUACGUCUACACAAACAUGUUAGAUGCUCAGAUCGACGCAAUCCGUUCAGCCAUUGUUUCACUGGGAUUCGGAAACAGAUCAGUCCAUAUCACAGUUUCCGAAUCCGGAUGGCCCUCAAAAGGCGAGCCAGGUGAGAGUGCAGCCUCGCCAGACAAUGCAAGAACCUACAACAGUAGGUUAAUCACGAAGGCCCAAUCAAACAAAGGGACCCCAAUGAAACCAAAUGACAAAAUAGACAUAUUUCUAUUUGCAUUAUUUAAUGAGAACAAGAAAGAAGGGGGUUCAAGUGAGAGAAACUUUGGGCUCUUCAAUGGCGAUGGUUCGAAGGUCUAUGAUGCGGACUUAAGGUGUGAGUUUUGUAGUGGGUCAAAGAUGGAUUUUGGGUUCGAGUCAGGGUCUAAGAUGGUGCAAAGGGGUCCAUCGGUUUGGUGUGUGGCUAAGCCACAUGCAGAGGAGAGGGUGGUUCAGGGUGUGUUGGAUUUCUGUUGUGGGCCAGGUGGUGUGGACUGUAGGGAUGUUUAUGAAAAUGGGCCUUGUUUUGGGCCCAAUAAGGUUCAUGCACAUGCAUCAUAUGCAAUGAAUGCAUAUUAUCAAAUGCAUGGGAGAAAUUAUUGGAAUUGUGAUUUCAAAGGAAGUGGUCUUGUCACCUUCAGUGACCCAAGUUAUGGAACAUGCAAAUACUCCCAAGAGUAGCAACAAGACCUGGAUGGAAAACGAAAGCAUUUGGCCAUAUAUCGGUAUCGAGCAACCAGUUAUAAUAUGUAAACUACGCAUUAGAAGUCAUACAAACACAUUUAAUUAGACUUCUAGUGUUGUGUAUUGGUUUCGUGAAAUUAUUAUCAUGCAGUUAAGAUUUCAAGCAUCA
Cynara cardunculus var. scolymus (artichoke) is the source of this 1546-nucleotide messenger RNA. RefSeq names its product glucan endo-1,3-beta-glucosidase 12-like. The transcript has 2 exons. Bases 1 to 1374 code for a protein of 457 amino acids. The record is from RefSeq and is a predicted model, not a curated record. Gene Ontology annotation, cellular component: plasma membrane. Gene Ontology annotation, biological process: carbohydrate metabolic process. Lineage: Eukaryota; Viridiplantae; Streptophyta; Magnoliopsida; Asterales; Asteraceae. Gene Ontology annotation, molecular function: hydrolase activity, hydrolyzing O-glycosyl compounds.